Colletotrichum orchidophilum is the source of this 1437-nucleotide messenger RNA. RefSeq lists its product as uncharacterized. The coding region runs from base 1 to 1437 and encodes 478 amino acids. The record is from RefSeq and is a predicted model, not a curated record. NCBI's taxonomy places the organism in Eukaryota, Fungi, Ascomycota, Sordariomycetes, Glomerellales, Glomerellaceae. Gene Ontology annotation, molecular function: heme binding; iron ion binding; steroid hydroxylase activity. The transcript is spliced from 3 exons.
AUGAUUAGAGAUCCUCACAAAUUCUACGAGAAAACGCUAGCCAAAAGACCAACAAAAGGUCCAGUGACCAUGCGCCUCGGCCCAAUUUCCAUGUAUCUGGUCAUGGGCGCCUCGAAUAUCCAAGCAAUCUUUCGGCAGUCUAGCAGCCUCUCGUUCGAAUUCAUGCAGCUGCGCAUAGCACAUAAGGUCAAGGGCCUCCCAGCGAGCGACGCUACCCUCUUGGGAAUGGACGACUCGGGAGCUGGCACUCUCAACCAGUCUGAGACCGGCGUAACGGGCAAAGGACGCAUCUGGCAUAUACUCCAUGGCAUCUACCUGAAGAAUUUGACAGAAAAGUCUGCCGUGGAUUUCUUGACGGCAAAAUUUGUCUUUGAGUUCUCCGAGCAGCUCAAGACUUGUCCACAAGGCGCUUCGACCCCAGCGGUCAUCGGUCUGUACGACUUCCUCCAGACGUAUCAGUUUGCUGCAUCAACAAUCACGCUAGUCGGUCCGCGAAUCCUCAAAAAAGGCUCAUUGGAAGCCAAGACAUUCUGGGACUACGAUGCGGCCUUCAUGACCCUGAUGCAAGGGCUGCCGAAACUAGCAUGCCGCAAAGGCUGGGCGGCGCGGGACCGCACUCUUGAGGCUACCAAGGACUGGCUCGCGGCGGCAACUGCUGGCUGUCCUGCGGACAGCGACCUUGAUUGGGAAGAAAACUUUGGUCAUAGACUUGUUCGUGAGAGGAAUGCUGCUCUAGUUGACUAUGGCAUCAGUUUUGAGGGACGGGCAGCAAUGCACAUGGGUCUGAUAUGGGCAAUCAACGCCAACGCCGUUCCGAUGACCGCGUAUAUGUUGUUCGAGAUGGUCCGAGAUCCUCAGCUCCUUCAGCAAAUCCGCGCCGAGGUCAAGACCGCCAUGGUGGUCGGUACGAAUACAGCAUCAAUACUCGAUAUCGAUAUCAACAAGCUUUCAACUCUCCCUUUGCUGAACUCUGUGUACAACGAGUGCUUGCGCCUCCGCUCCAGUAUCCCUAUUUCGCGGCGACUGAGGCAGGACAUCGAGAUUGACGGGUACACGCUCAAGAAGGACAACUUUAUCCUGGCGCCCAGCUGGCUCUCACACAUUGACGAGACUGUUUGGGCGUUUCCAGGUCACCCGGCGCGCGACUUCUGGGCCGAGCGUUUCCUGCAACCAGAAAUGCGCAAAGUCAAGCUGGGCGACUAUUGCCCGUACGGAGGCGGUAGCGUCAUCUGUCCCGGGCGAUUCUUCGCCAAGCACGAGAUUCUGGCGGCGGUGGCGAUGAUGGUCACUACAUUCGAUAUGGAAUUUGUGCGCUGGUCACGUCUAGAUGGGUCGCCAGCAGACAGAGGUCCCGGCAUGGACAAGGCAGAGUGUCGAGGUGUCGUAAGUCUCGACAGAGAUGUCAUUGUGAAGAUGCAGAAGCGGAAGCUGAUAUAA